Molecule: messenger RNA, 441 nt
Organism: Nerophis lumbriciformis (worm pipefish)
Lineage: Eukaryota; Metazoa; Chordata; Actinopteri; Syngnathiformes; Syngnathidae
Source: RefSeq, a predicted model, not a curated record
AUGUUGAGAAACAGCGUUUUCUCCUGUUUUGUUUUCUACGCUGUGCUGCUGGUCCUUAAGAUGUACAUGCUGGCCUUCAUCACCGGACAACUCAGGCUACGGAAGAAGGCUUUUGCUAACCCAGAAGACGCCAUGAGACACGGAGGACCUCAAUUUCACAGGCUGGAUCCGGACGUGGAAAGAUGCCGCAGAGCUCACCGCAAUGACAUGGAGAAUAUCUUCCCCUUUCUUUUCCUGGGUGCCAUCUACUCCAUGACGGGCCCGUCUUUGGGUGUGGCCCGCCUCCACUUCCUGGUGUUCACGGCGUGCCGGAUGCUUCACAGCGUCGCCUACUUGGCCGCUUUGCCGGCGCCCACCCGCUCGCUAGCCUACGUGCUAGCGCAGGUACCCUGCGUGUCCAUGGCAUUGCAGAUUCUGGCAGCGGUCGCCACCUACGCUUAA